UCUCGGUCUGAGAAAAGUGACUGCUCUGCCAGAGAAGUCUAGACCAAGAGAUGCAGGUGUCACAGGCCGACCACUCAGUUCCUCUCAGCUGAUUAUGGCCCGGACUUGAUGCUGGACAUGGGCAGUUCUGCUACUUGUGUGAAUGUCUGGAGACACUCUGCUCCACAACUGGGUGGUGCUACUAGUGGAGAGAGGCAAGGGAUGCUGCCAAACACCCGACAAUGCACAGGACAGACUCCACAGCAAAAAUUUUCCAGCCCAAAAUGUUAGUAAUGCUGAUGCUGAGAAAUCCUUUAAGGCGACUGGACUUGGACUUUUACUUCUCCACUUGGCGGUUCCUCUGCAAUUCCAGGUAACCUCAUGUUUGGUUCCUUUCCCAAUCACUCUUGCUGUUGUAGAAAUGAGUUUAAUUUGCUGAAUUGUGCUCAAGUUACUGGCUGAUCUUCACACAAACAGUCAUAGCUUUCUUAACUAGUAUAUCAACUAGAGUUCACUUAGAGAAGCAGAACGCUGGGAGUACAGUCUGUGUGUCUGUCCAAUCUGUAUGUGAGACACUUUACAGACAUUUGACCUUGCUCAAGUAGGGCAAACAGUCUCUGGAAGGUCAUCUGCAUGGCUGGUGGUAGGGCUGCAAAUCCAGGUGGCAGGCAGCGGGGAAGGGAAGAUGGGAAUAAAGUAAGGGGUGAGCAGGGACAAGCUGGAGCCCACGGACUGGAACCCGAGUCACUUCUCCCUGCUCCCAACCUUGAAGUGAGUGUCCUGCAGGAGAAGCUAGCUGGUGGCCUUGGUCAUGGAGCUGAAAACAGACCUGGCCAGGGACUGUGAAAAGCUGCGGGGGGAUCCAGGACAAGGUACAGCAGUGGCAAGCCCAACUGCUACCCCACAAGCGACAAGGCCACCAGCAGACACCAAAGUGCCCGCCUGUCCCUUGCGAGCAUAAACACAAACUGGCCGUUGGCUGCACUUCCACCCUCCAGAUCUUGACAGAAAUCUCUCCUGUGGCACACCUAACCGGAAACACACAGAGAAGGGAAUUCUGGAAAAUGUAGGUCAGCCAGCCCACUUGACGCGUUACAAAGCCACGACCACUGGAUCCCCAUUUUUGAAAAUGCUUGUACAAGUUGCCCCGGGCUGUGCUGGCCAUGCUGAGCUGGGAGGUUCUGAGCUCCUCCUUCCUUAGGAGCUAGAAACAUCACUCACAACAGUAGGAUGGCCUAUCCCCUGUUUUGGUCUAAGGAAGUAUUUCUUAGAUUUGAUGACAACUUCAACGCUCUUCAUUUCAACUGCUGGGGACUUGGCUUUUAAAAAGAUCAAGAGAGGGACAUGACAGCCCUCCUAUAAAAGGUGUUAGAGAAACCAUGCACCAAAGGUCACACAUUGUAUGACUUCAUUCAUGUGGAAUACCUGGAAAAGGGGAUGGUGGCUUGGAAAUGGACUUACUAGAGGAUCUUGAGUCCCUGCAGUUUGAGCGCGGGAUUGAAGAGGAAGACCGCAGCUGGCUGUACUUGCAGCAUCGUUGCCACGGGCUGAUGAUCAAGGGCUGUGCCCAUGCGACCUUCUUCUGUAAGCUGCUCCAUAAUUUGAGCAAAUUAUUACAGGAGAAGCAAGCUUCCAGGUGUUCCUCGACUGAAUCAUUUGCCAACGCUCCUGACGACGAUAAUGAGUUAAAGGUGGGCAUCAUUGGAGGUGGCCACCUUGGGAAGCAGCUGGCUCGUGUACUGCUUCAGCUUGUCCCCAUCCCUGCUGAGAGGCUGCGGAUCUCCACUCGGAGGCCAGAGGCCCUGGAUGAGUUCCAGAAACUGGAAGUCCAGUGCGUCUACGAUAACUCUCACCUGGUGGGCUGGGCCAACCUGGUGUUCCUCUGCUGCCUGCCAUCGCAGCUGCCCAGUAUCUGCACAGAGAUACAAAACAGCUUCAGAAAAGCCUGCAUUGUAUACAGCUUCGUGUCUGCCGUCCCGAUACCCAGGUUGAAAAACCUACUGAACCACACCAACAUCUUGCGGGCUCAGUACCAGUGUGUGGAAGGUUUUGCCCACAUCCCAGGGGCCAAUAAGGAAAUCAUAGCUGCUCUCCAAGAUCCUGUGAUUCUUCAGGCUACCUGCCCCAGCGAUCCUACCGGCGGAGUAAUCCUCAAUAUCAAGUGGUUGGAUGGGGUGUUCUACGCGGCUCUAAACGUCUGUACGGCAAAGGCCGCGCAUCUCUGGCAAGCGCUGCAGCUUGUGAAUGAGCUGUUUCCUGCUUCAUGCUUCAAAAAAUGUAGGAAGGAUGGACCACCUUGCCCAAAACUUCAAUUAGGGCACUUUCUCAACGAAAGCUAUAUUGAGAACCUGCCUCCGAAAAGCCCUCUCCCCUGGUUUGAUCUGACUAUUGUGCAACUCAGGGACACUCCCUUUAGCGACAACCUCCUGACCCAUCCCGCUCUCCAAGACCACGUCACCCACCUGUACUGUAAUUCAUUUGGCAUCUCCCUCCCCGAAGAACAGCACUACCUGGCUCCCCCAGACUCUCCAUCGGAAUGAGAGAUGAGAGCCCCGGAACCGGAAUUCGCGCCCCCUCUGCCUUGGUCGUAGUGGGAUCAUCACAGCCGAAGGCCGGAGUCACGUGACUGUAUUGUGUUUGCCGUGCGUUAGGCACUAAGGAGUUAGAAAAUGGUACUGAUGGCUCUUUAAAAUGUAGAAUAAAACAAGAGGUCCUU
Phyllostomus discolor (pale spear-nosed bat) is the source of this 2695-nucleotide messenger RNA. It is a transcript of the gene NOXRED1, whose product is annotated as NADP dependent oxidoreductase domain containing 1. Gene Ontology annotation, biological process: L-proline biosynthetic process. NCBI's taxonomy places the organism in Eukaryota, Metazoa, Chordata, Mammalia, Chiroptera, Phyllostomidae. Gene Ontology annotation, molecular function: pyrroline-5-carboxylate reductase activity. The transcript has 8 exons. The coding region runs from base 1431 to 2519 and encodes 362 amino acids. The record is from RefSeq and is a predicted model, not a curated record.